GUGACAGCACAACCGAAUCAGCUCCUCCUCGCAUCGAAAACCUUUCGCAAAGUGGUGUGUGUCCCCUGCGUGAGCAUUAAUUUUGUAUUUUAUUCUUUAAUUUUGCUACAAAUCUACUCCCUUUUCCCUUCGUUUGCCGGCCGACAACUUUAACUUGCGCUGGUCGUAUCGAGGCGGACACCGAGCGGAAGGGGGAGCAGCAGCACCACCGAGUGCCACGCCACCCGGCGUGUGGAGGCCUCUUCCGUGGCCAACAAGGGGGGCGUGGGUCCUACGUCCGCCACGGCCACCAUGGCAACGAGCGAUGGUAAUGCGGCCAGCAGCGGCAGCAGCAACACCUUCGACGACUUCAUUUCCCAGUUCAAUGCACGGGUGCAGAUACAGCAGCAAUUGCAAUACCUCCGGACGCAUCAUACCACCAACAACAACAACGACCACCACCAGCAGCAACAGGGGCAACCGGCAACGUUCCAGUAUUAUGGCUUUACCUCCAAUCUGACCCCAACGGCGGCGGAGUUUGUCCCCCGUAAGUACCAGACCGAAGCGAACGAUGGAAAUGGUGGUGGUGCACCUCCACAAACGAUGGUUUCGAUGGCAACCACGAUGCCUGCUGGUUCCGUCAGACCGGCUGCUGUUGCUGACAAUGAGGAUGAUUAUGAUGGAGACGAUCGGGAAAAUAUACACCGCGCUGGAUUGUCGAAUCACUACGGCGGAGGUGGAGGAACUGGAGCAGGUGGUGGUGCAGGAGGAAGCAGAUCGUCCGGCGGUGGACGUCCGCGGCGCAACGAAAGCCUUAAGCCACGCAACGGGUGGCACACGCGGGACGAUCGGCCCGUCGCACGGCAGGGAAAGUGGAAAGCCAACCAGCAGACGGCCGGCAGUGGUCGGUUCCGGCCGCACGAUGACGAUUAUGCCGCGGGUGAUGUUCCACCCAGAAAUGGAGAGACGAGCUCCCGCCGCAAUGGGCAGCGCCAGUGGGGCAACCGUACGAUUCAGCCCGAUCCGGACGAAAGGCGCACGAACGGCCAGUCGAAGGGUGCCGGUGCCGCUCCGCAACCGGAAUCCCCGUCGGCCACACCGCUCUCCAAGUGCUCCCAGCGCGAGAAGCUGAUGCGCGAAAUCGAAUGCUACCGGCUGGAGUGUCUGGUGUGCUGCGAAAUCGUGAAGCCAAUGCAGUCGACCUGGUCCUGCGGCAACUGUUACCACAUCCUGCACCUCGGGUGCGUUACCAAGUGGGCGACCAGCUCCCAGUCGGAGGAUGGUUCCGGGUGGCGCUGUCCCGCCUGCCAGCACGUGUCGAAGAAGGUGCCGCGUGAAUACUUUUGCUUCUGCGGCAAGCAGAAAAACCCGGCCUACAAUCGGGAAGACUUGGCGCACUCGUGCGGGGAAGUGUGCGGCCGGCGGGACGUUUGCGAGCAUGCCUGCACGCUGCUGUGCCAUCCCGGCCCGUGCCCACCGUGCCAGGCGUCGGUGCAGCGCCGGUGCGGCUGUGGCCGGUUGGAAAAAACGGUCCAGUGCUGCCAGAAGGAGGAGCUGCUGUGUGAGGCGGUGUGUGAGAAGCCGCUAAACUGUGGGCUGCAUCGGUGCGGCCGGCAGUGUCACGCUGGGAGCUGCGACACGUGCACGGAGCAGGUCCAGCACAGCUGCCACUGUGGCAAGGGUGAGCGGUCGGUGGUGUGCAGCGUGGAAAACCUGGCCGUCCAGCGGUACGGGUGCGGGAAGGCGUGCGAACGUCCGCUCGGCUGCGGCAACCAUCGGUGCGCCCGGCUGUGCCACGAGGGCGAGUGUGAGGCGUGUGCGGACGCGCCGGACCGGGUACGGAGCUGUCCGUGCGGGCGGGAGCCGAUCGUGCCGGGCAGUCGCCAAUCGUGCCUCGACCCCGUGCCGACCUGCAGUGGGCCGUGCGGGCGGAAGCUGGCGUGCGGUCCGCCGGGCGCUAACCACUGCUGCGAGGCGGCGUGCCACCGGGGCGCCUGCCCGCCGUGCAAAAAGUCCACCACGGUCAAGUGCCGGUGCGGCGGCAUGGAUCAGCCGAUGCGGUGCAAAGAGCUGACGACGCGCGCCGACGAUGCGCGGUGCAAGAAGCGGUGCGUGCGGCGGCGCAGCUGCGCCAAGCACAAGUGCAACCAGGUGUGCUGCAUCGAUCUCGAUCACAUCUGUCCGAAGACGUGCUCGCUGCCGCUGUCCUGCGGCCGGCACCGGUGCGACAAGCCCUGCCACAAGGGCAACUGCCGGCCGUGCCAUCGCGUGUCGUUCGACGAGCUAGCGUGCGACUGUGGCGCGAACGUGAUCUAUCCGCCGGUACCGUGCGGGACGCGCAAGCCGGCCUGCGAUCGGCCGUGCGGCCGGAGGCACGCGUGCGACCAUCCGGCGUUGCACAACUGUCACGCGGAGGCGGAGUGUCCGCCGUGCGUGGUGCUGACGACGAAGUACUGCCAUGGUAGGCACGAGCAGCGUAAAACGAUCCCGUGCUACCAGGAAUCGUUCAGCUGCGGGAUGCCGUGCGCAAAGCCGCUUGCCUGCGGCCGGCACAAGUGUAUCCGGGCGUGCCACGAGGAUGAGUGUGCGCAGGACGGUGCGGCCGGUGUGUGCAAGCAGAGCUGUACGCGGACGCGCGAAGCCUGUCCGCAUCCGUGCAAUGCGCCGUGCCACGAGGGCGAGUGUCCGGACGUGGCGUGCAAGAUUGUGGUGGAGGUCACGUGCGAGUGUGGCAAUCGCAAGCAGCAGCGCACGUGUCACGAUUUCUCCAAAGAGUACCGGCGCAUAGCAACCGCCCAGCUUGCCUCGUCCGUGCAGGAGAUGCAGCGCGGCGGCUCGGUGGAGCUGAGCGACAUUCUGGGCCCGGUGCGACCGAAGAACAACAAAACACUAGAAUGCAACGAAGAAUGCCGAAUGCUGGAGCGCAACCGCCGGCUGGCGAUAGCGCUGCAGAUACGCAAUCCCGACCUGCCGUCCAAGCUGCAGCCGAACUACUCGGAAACGUUGCGCGCGUACGCGAAGAAGGACCCGGCCCUGGUGCAGAUGAUACACGACAAGCUGACCGAGCUGGUGAAGCUGGCGAAGGAGAGCAAGCAAAAGUCCCGCUCCUACUCGUUCCCGGUGAUGAACCGCGAGAAGCGUGCGAUCGUGCACGAAAUGUGUCACAUGUUCGGGGUGGAAUCGGUCGCGUACGAUGCGGAACCGAAUCGGAACGUCGUCGCGACGGCGGAUCGCUUUACGUCCUGGCUGCCGAGCAUGAGCCUGAUGGAGGUGCUGCAGCGUGAGAACGGGCAGCGCCGGAUCGUGGUGCCGAGCUUAAAUGCAUGGGGCAAAACGACCUUGACCGGUGCGGCCGCAAGCUCGAGCAGCAAAUGAGAUGGCGCAGGGUGGGAUGAAAAUGGAAAAAAUUAUUAUUUUUUCUUUCUUUUUUUAUUUUGUUAAGAAAAGCCCAGUGUCGACAGGAAUUGUGUUUUUUUUAGUUUUUAAAGUGUUUUGUUUUUGCUACUUUUCUUUCCUUCAAACCAUCGUGCGAAUCCGACUCUCCCUUGAGGGAGAAGCGGUUUGAUUCUGUUUGUUUGAAAAGCUGUGUAAUUAAAUUGUAUUUAUUAAAUUGCAAUAAACCGAAAAGUGAGCCCAACGAGAAA
Messenger RNA from Anopheles coluzzii, 3623 nucleotides. RefSeq names its product protein shuttle craft (gene stc). The transcript is spliced from 4 exons. Gene Ontology annotation, biological process: negative regulation of transcription by RNA polymerase II. The coding region runs from base 292 to 3354 and encodes 1020 amino acids. Gene Ontology annotation, cellular component: nucleus. Gene Ontology annotation, molecular function: DNA-binding transcription factor activity, RNA polymerase II-specific; zinc ion binding; RNA polymerase II transcription regulatory region sequence-specific DNA binding. The record is from RefSeq and is a predicted model, not a curated record. NCBI's taxonomy places the organism in Eukaryota, Metazoa, Arthropoda, Insecta, Diptera, Culicidae.